This is a messenger RNA of Ostreococcus lucimarinus CCE9901, 1035 nucleotides long. RefSeq lists its product with no specific name. The transcript has a single exon. The coding region runs from base 1 to 1035 and encodes 344 amino acids. The record is from RefSeq and is a predicted model, not a curated record. Lineage: Eukaryota; Viridiplantae; Chlorophyta; Mamiellophyceae; Mamiellales; Bathycoccaceae.
AUGCCGCCCGACGACGCGCGCGCGAGCGCGAAAGAUCGCUCGAGCGCUCCCGCGGAAACCUCCGUCGACGAGACGUCGCGCUACUUCACCGACGGCGAGCGCGAGUGGUACGACAGCGAACGAAUCCGAGCGUGCGCGACGCACUUGCUCGAGCGGUGCGCGACGUGCGGCGAGGAUCAGAGCGUGAGCAACGAUUACUGGAGACGCGUGCAGCGGGAGAGGUACGUGCGAGCGGUCGCGACGCGGGUGGCGACGAAAGACGCCGCGAAACCGCGCAGAGUGGUGGUGGAGGUGGAGUGUCCGCUGUUCGCGCUCGCGCGCGGCGGAAACGCCGUCUUCAACGUGAGCGUCGUCGCGCCUCUGGAGAACUUGUACGCGAAGGUGCGCGAGCGCAUAGCGAAGGUCGUCGAAAAAUUAAGGCACGAAGGCUUUCCUUUCCAGGCUUCGGGCCUGGGAGAAGAAAUCAAUGAUUACGUGAAUCAAUUCUACCUCUCCAGGAUGGAUUCUGAACGAUACACGGAAAACGGCGUACACGUAUUCACACACAUUCUCUAUCGCGAUGAAACCCUGCUGGAUUGCAUGCCGACCGUGAUUGCAAACCAACCGACGUUGUCGAAGUUGAUUACCGAAAAAUCGAUGGAAUUACCUCCAUAUCCGCUACUUACGGCUGUCCUGAAGUCGUGCGUCCAACACAUGUUUAUCAUCGCCGACGCGUACGAAAGCACGGUGCAGCAGUUGGGUGAACCGAAUCAUUCACUUUCGGACGAAAUUUUCUGGAUGAAUCCAGGCGAUACAUUUCAGCGGCACUUCGUCGAUAUGUGCAAUUUUUUCAAUCGUCCAGUAGACGAUGUGCGUUUCGUGGCGUGCGAUUCGGAUAGAAAAUUCUUCGUCGUGGAGCCGACGGAUACGCCUGAGAAGUUGCAUUUGAGAGACCAAACCGAAUUAGUGAUGGUAAACAGAGCUUUGAUGUCUACGAUUGAGUUUCUUCAGCACAGGGGAAGCAAGCUGUUCACACGACCAGCAGGGGGUGUUUAG